Molecule: messenger RNA, 753 nt
Organism: Closterium sp. Naga37s-1
Lineage: Eukaryota; Viridiplantae; Streptophyta; Zygnematophyceae; Desmidiales; Closteriaceae
Source: the annotation of a GenBank genome assembly
AUGCCUCCCCCUUUCCGAUCCAUUGCCCGGUCCUCAGCAUCAACUUCUCUUGGGCAGUGCCCUCCCUGUUUUCCUCUCCCUUUCCCCCUGUCCUCCUCUCCCUUUCCCCCUGUCCUCCUCUCCCUUUCCCCCUGUCCUCCUCUCCCUUUCCCCCUGUCCUCCUCUCCCUUUCCCCCUGUCCUCCUCUCCCUUUCCCCCUGUCCUCCUCUCCCUUUCCCCCUGUCCUCCUCUCCCUUUCCCCCUAUCCUCCUCUCCCUUUCCCCCUGUCCUCCUCUCCAUUUCCCCCUGUCCUCCUCUCCCUUUCCCCCUGUCCUCCUCUCCCUUUCCCCCUGUCCUCCUCUCCCUUUCCCCCUGUCCUCCUCUCCCUUUCCCCCUGUCCUUCUCUCCCUUUCCCCUUGUCCUCUCCAUUUCCCCUUGUCCUCCUCUCCAUUUCCCCCUGUCCUUCUCUCCCUUUCCCCCUGUCCUCCUCUCCCUUUCCCCCUGUCAUCCUCUCCCUUUCCCCCUGUCCUCCUCUCCCUUUCCCCCAGUCCUCCUCUCCAUUUCCCCCUGUCCUUCUCUCCCUUUCCCCCUGUCCUUCUCUCCCUUUCCCCCUGUCCUUCCCUCCCACCUUUCCUCCCCCUCUCUCACAUCCCUUCCCUUUCCUACUGUCCUCUCCCACCAUUCACGCUUCUCUCAGCCAUCCCUUUCCCCCCUCCCCUGCCCCUCGCCUUCCCCCACUACCGUCCCUUCCCUUUCCACUACCUGCACCAAUAG